Calypte anna (Anna's hummingbird) is the source of this 1467-nucleotide messenger RNA. RefSeq names its product cytochrome P450 2J6. Bases 1 to 1467 code for a protein of 488 amino acids. The transcript is spliced from 9 exons. The record is from RefSeq and is a predicted model, not a curated record. Gene Ontology annotation, molecular function: heme binding; iron ion binding; oxidoreductase activity, acting on paired donors, with incorporation or reduction of molecular oxygen, reduced flavin or flavoprotein as one donor, and incorporation of one atom of oxygen. Gene Ontology annotation, biological process: arachidonate metabolic process; xenobiotic metabolic process. Gene Ontology annotation, cellular component: intracellular membrane-bounded organelle; cytoplasm. Lineage: Eukaryota; Metazoa; Chordata; Aves; Apodiformes; Trochilidae.
AUGAUAAGUGUAAUUCUUAUGUCCCUAGUUUUUUUUCUUCUCGUUUCACAGUUCCUAAAAUUGCAAUGGAAAACUCGUGGAUUUCCUCCUGGACCAACCCCAUUUCCCAUCAUUGGAAGCAUGUGGUGGAUAAAUUUCAGAGCAGAACAUGGGAGCCUGAAAAAGCUGGCAAAAACCUAUGGCAAUGUCUGUACAUUGUGGCUGGGUAGCAGACCUAUAGUGGUGUUGUAUGGAUAUCAAGCUGUAAAGGAUGGUCUCACCACCAACUCAGAGGAUGUUUCUGGGCGACUACAGACACACAUCUUCAACAAAAUGGCAAAUGGAAAAGGUAUCCUGGUCUCAAAUGGUCUCAUCUGGAAACACCAGAGACGUUUUGGAAUUGGAUCUCUCCGAAAACUGGGAAUGGGGAAUAAAGGAAUGGAGCGUGGGAUACAAACUGAGGCCUCUUACCUUGUUGAGUUCUUCAAGGACAAACAUGGAAGAGCUGUCGACCCUUCCUUCCCCAUUGUCCAUGCUGUCUCUAAUGUGAUCUGUGCUGUGGUUUUUGGACAUCGUUUCUCCAGAGAGGAUGAAACCUUCUGCCAGCUGAUGGAAGCAUACAGUUGUAUUGUGGCUUUUGGGAACAGCUACAUUUAUUAUGUAUGUGAAUUGUUCCCAUGGGCUACAGGGCUCCUCCCAGGACUUGUACAGAAAGCAGCAUCUUCCUGUGAAUUUGUCCGUGCUUUCAUAAGACAGGAAAUCCAAAACCACAGGGAAAGAGGCACAAUAGGUGAACCACAAGAUUUCAUUGAUUUUUACCUGGAUCAGAUAGAGAAAACUAAAAAUAUCCCCAACUCUACAUUUGAUGAAGACAACAUGGUGCAGUCUGUUUUUGACCUUUUUCUGGGUGGCUCAGAGACCACUGCCACCACUCUGUGUUGGGCACUGCUCUAUAUGGUGGUUUACCCUGACAUCCAAGAAAAAGUUCAGAAAGAGCUAGAUGCUGUUUUGAGUCCCUCCCAUGUAUUAUGCUAUGAGGAUCGGAAGAGACUGCCUUAUACGUAUGCUGUGAUUCACGAGAUCAUGCGCUUUGGUAGCAUUGUUUUAAUCACAAUUCCUAGAGAAGCAGUAAAGGAUACAAAUCUUUUUGGAUAUCAUCUUCCAAAGGGCACUAUGAUUAUGGCAAAUAUAGACUCUGCUCUUUUUGACCCUGAAUAUUGGGAGACCCCUCACCAGUUCAACCCUGGUCAUUUCUUGGACAAGGAUGGAAAUUUUGUGAUCCCAGAGGCCUUCUUGGCCUUCUCAGCAGGCCACCGUAUGUGUCUGGGAGAGGUGCUGGCAAAGAUGGAGUUUUUCAUCAUCUUCUGCAACCUGUUGCAGACAUUCAAGUUGACUGCACCAGAAGGAGUUAAGAAACUCAACACAGACAUGAUCUUUGGGAGCACAAUGAAACCCCAUCCAUACAAGCUCUGCGCAGUUCUUCGCUAA